Schistocerca piceifrons (Central American locust) is the source of this 2084-nucleotide messenger RNA. RefSeq names its product protein Mpv17-like. Gene Ontology annotation, cellular component: cytoplasm; membrane. The transcript has 4 exons. Bases 1173 to 1793 code for a protein of 206 amino acids. Lineage: Eukaryota; Metazoa; Arthropoda; Insecta; Orthoptera; Acrididae. The record is from RefSeq and is a predicted model, not a curated record.
GCGCUGCGCCUGCGCUGUUGUGCGGGGCGCGCUCUAGUGGGAAAGUUGUGUACGCGCUGACUACGCGGAACUAUGUACACAACAGUUAGCGAGUGCGGUUCAAGUGCAGUCAGUUUAAAGAUGUAGGGAUCAUUCCUUUUCGAACACCAAUAAAACUUAUAAUAUAGCGUGAAUUGUUUCACUUUGUGAAAAAAAGGUACUUUUAAACUCAACCUAUUCGUACCAGAAAACACUUCAUCAAGCAAUUUCUUGCUAGUGUUUUCGGACAACUGUAUAUAAUCACUGACCCACAUCUGCUGUAAAUCACACUCUAUAGAUAAUCACUGUCCUUUCAAACGUAUCUUUAUGUAUGGAAACUAGAAAAGAGAGACAGUCAUGUAGGGAAGGAUCAGGUUUAUAAUGAGGAACUCAAGGACCUACUGCAGCAAAAACGAAUUUUUGACUAGUAUGGUGAACCAUUACCGUAGUGAAAGAAUCAAUUUUAGUGACUCUAUACUGGAUGCAUGUGUAAGACUAUCCAAAUUCGUUACUUGCUAAAUUCGUUGACUGCGAGGGUUAUUCUUCCGGACUUUGAAAUCGUGAUUGCAGCCUUGUUGCCUCAACCCUUCGUGGAUUUUUCUCCACAUUCAUUUAAAUCUGCUCGAUGCCGAACUAUUAAAUAAAGCUGCUGUUGUGUGUAGCUGCAGUGAAGUUAUCAGUUUGGAACAAUUUAGACAAUGUACUGGGUAUUCGUUCGUAAAACUGACAAAGAGUUAGGUCUGAUAGACUAUGAAUAAAUAUCCUGCCUUAUAAUAGCUGAGUAGACUACACAAUUCGCGAGUCGCGAGCAUCAAUCCCAAGCCUCCAUAGCCACACUUAGAACAGGCAAUCGGAAUAAUGAUUGUGUGUUCUUUUUGAGAACAGUAUGUUGUUGCAACAACAUUGUGAUUAUUAUUUGAUUUUUCAGAGAGAUACUAUUCUUUUUUUCCUAUAGCUGACUCGUGAAUGACCUCGUUGAUAAGAAUUAUUUCAAAGCUAUUAAUAACUUGUCAGUGUGGAAAAUAAAUAAUUUGUGAAGUAAUAGCUACCGAGUUAAGAUUGUAGUGAGGUUCAGCUUGAAGUAAUCCCCAUUCAAACUUUCCGCUUUGCCUAAGAGAAUCGACCCCAGAAGUGAAGAAAGAAGACUGCAACUAAUGAAUAACAGUAAUACAGUCAUUAGGCUCCGAAACAUGAGUUUAAGUCGGCUGGGUAGUUCCAUGUACAAAUCGUACCAGAACCUUUUGCGAAGAUACCCCGUCGGCGUACAAGCCGUCCAAACGUCGGUAUUUACUGGUGUGGGCGAUGUUAUUGCUCAGCUAUUCGUCGAAAAGAAGGAAAUGAAGGAUUUUGAUGUAAUGAGACUUCUACGUUUUGGUGCCAUCGGAGGCAUUUACAUCGGUCCAGUUCUGCGAACGUGGUUUGGUUUCCUGGAUUCCAGAUUUAAAGGCAGGAGUGCGAUUAUCGUCGUGAAGAAGGUUGCACUUGAUCAGCUGUGCUUCGUUCCAGUUUUCCUAGGCGUCCUAGUGUCGAUUAUUGGGUUUGGAAAUGGAAAAUCUGUAGAUCAGGUGAAAGAGAAACUGGAAGCAGAUUACCCGGAUAUUAUGAUGACUAACUAUAAGAUAUGGCCCUUGGUGCAGACUCUAAACUUCUCCGUCGUGCCAGUCCACUAUCAGGUUCCCCUGGUCCAGGUAGUAGCCGUCGGCUGGAACACGUACAUGUCUUGGAAGGCUCAUCAGCCAGUUCAGAAGAAACAGGAACUCGCCCACGUCGAGUAACUACUGCUAAGAUGUGGCACGGCAGCCGUAUCCCUUGGGAUCUGUAAUGCUCAAUUGUACGCUGUGAAACGAACUUUAUCAGUGAACUUAUCUGCAUUGUCUCUGUGACCUUCAACAGGACAGCCGGAGAUAACAUUUCAGAGUACAAAAUUACAAAUUACAGGAAGGUCCUGAUACUAAAUACAGUAUUCCUUGUACAAUACGCUAAAAUCAUGGAACAAAGAUUUUUUAUCCACUUCAGAUUUGUUUUGUAAUUCAAAUAAAAGGACGAUAUUAUCUUUUUCCAUUAAA